AUGGCUUAUCUGAUUCUCAAUAGAAUGAAAGGACUUGCAAAUGACAGAAGGAGAAAAAGCUACAUUGGUUCUAUUAAGGUGGAUGGAGUUCUUACCAAUGAGGAGAAAAAGAAUGGUAUUGUUGCCUUUUUCAGAACAUUUUUCAAUCUCAACAACAAAGAAUUGCUUCUGCAGAAGAAAGAUUGCAUAGAGGUGAUUAAGGAUUUGAGACCUAUAAGUCUUAUUCAUGAGGCCUAUAAAAUUGUCUCUAAAAUUUUAGCUGAAAGGUUUAAAGUUACUCUACCUGCUAUUAUUUCUCGACAACAAUCAACUUUUGUAAAAAAAAGACAAAUUUUGGAUGGUGUCUUAGUAGCUGAUGAGCUCAUUGAUUCAAGAAUUAGGAGUGGAAAACCAGGUUUGUUAUGUAAAGUUGAUUUUGAGAAAGCUUUUGACCAUGUGAACUGGAAUUUAUUGGAUGAUAUGUUCAAUCUCAUGGGGUUUGGAGAAAAAUGGAAAAGUUGGAUAAAGUGCUAUGUUGAAUAUGUUAUAUUUUCAGUGUUGGUGAAUGGUAGUGCAACUGGUUACUUUAAAAGAAAUAAAGGGAUUAGGCAAGGAGACCCAAUUUUACCUUUUCUUUUCUUAUUAGUUGAAGAAGCUCUCGCUUUCAUGAUUAAAAAAGCUCAAGAAGAAGGUCUUAUUUCUGGUUUUCAAACUAAAGAAGAUGGUAUUAUGAUUAAUUUUGCUAAAAGUCUGAUUUUUAGAGUUGCUUAUGAUAGUGAUUUAACUAUCUUCUCUUCUCUUCUGGGUUGCCAUAGUGGUACUCUGCCUACAACAUACCUUAGUUUUCCAUUAGGUGACAAAUGUUGUGGAGUAGAUAAAUGGGACAGAAUCAUUGAGAAGUUUAUUUCUAAACUUGCUGGGUGGAAGAAGAUUUUACUCUCUAGAGCAGGUAAGAUCACUUUGAUUAAUAGUGUUCUUAGUAGUAUUCCUAUUUACUACAUGUCUCUUUUUGAGAUGCAUGUUUCAGUCAUUAAGAAAUUAGAGAAAAUCAUGAGAGAUUUUUUGUGGAAUUAUAACAAAGGGAAGAAGAAGAUUCAUUUGGUUAAAUGGAGAACUUUAUGCAUAAGAAAAAAUUUGGGUGGUCUUGGGAUUAAAAGCUUGAAGAAGAUGAACAAAGCUUUACUCUCAAAAUGGACUUGGAGGUUUGCUGUGGAAGAUGGUAUUCUUUGGAAAGCAAUUGUUUCUGAAAAUAUGGUUGUGAAGAUGCUAAAUGGAUUUCAAAAACCCCUAAAUGCAUGUACGGAGCCUAUUAAAACUAGUUAUCCUAACUUGUAUGCUUUAUCCAGAGCUAGGCAUCUUUCUGUAGCUGAAAUCUGCAAUACAGAUGGACCUGCUUAUUCUUGGAAUCUUCAAGUUCCAACAAGGCUCAAUGUUGCUGCAAGAACUGAGUAUCACAUUCUCAUGCUAUAUUUAUCCUCUUUCAGGUUCAAUAAUCUUAAAUGCCCUCCAAAAGUUGGGUUUUUCUUCUGGUUGAUUGCCUAUAAUAGAUUCCCCACUAGAGAUCUUCUGACAAAUAGAGGAAUUGAAGUUCCUGCAACUUGUGUUUUUUGCAAUAGCCGUGAAACUAGUGCAUAUCUACUUCUUCACUGCUCCUUUGCUACAGAUGUGUGGAAUAAUUUCUUAGCAAAUCUGAAAUGGUUUUGUAGUGUGCACAUGGAUAUAAUACCAUCUUUACAGGCCUGUAAUCUACCUCAACUCAAUGCAGCUACUUAG
Papaver somniferum (opium poppy) is the source of this 1752-nucleotide messenger RNA. RefSeq lists its product as uncharacterized. Lineage: Eukaryota; Viridiplantae; Streptophyta; Magnoliopsida; Ranunculales; Papaveraceae. The coding region runs from base 1 to 1752 and encodes 583 amino acids. The record is from RefSeq and is a predicted model, not a curated record. The transcript is spliced from 6 exons.